AAAUGAACAAUGUAGAGUCGUUGGCACAGCUUUUACUCCAGGUUGAGGUCGUGAAGGCGUUGAAGUAGCUCAGCGUCCUGUCGCCCUUCGGCCGGCUGAGAAGUAACAGUAAGGCUUUGGAAAAUGUUCGUUCUAGGACGAUUGUUGCGUAGAUAGUAGCACUUCACACUGGUCAUGGCCGCGAACGACUACUACUAGAAAUACACCAGCAGAGGUGCGAGAUAGCCCCUGGCGUUCUGAUUGUUACUGCUGGGGCAUUGUCGGACAUGUAGUGUCCACAGACAGUACUACUAGUAUGUACUAGAGCACUUCAAUUGUGGAAAAUAAUUGUUUGUCUCAGAAACAUUGUCGUGAUUUGUUAGGUUUCUCUAAUUCCAGUUGGUUGAUCUGAUACAUAGCCUGUAGCAAUGCCCGAGCGAUCCACAACCAGCACACUGAAUGUGCCUGUGGACAAACUGCUCGAAGAUGCGGAAGAGACGGGUCAUCUUCAUCUGGCCGGUAGAAAGAUAUCGAUCUUUCCUCCAACUGCGUCCAGCUUCGAUCUUUCGGACGUGAUAGAAAUGGACUUGUCAGAAAAUCGAUUUGUGGAACUACCGGAGUUGACAAACUGCAUGUUUUCCCUGGAGAGACUGGUCUGCUACAACAAUGUACUACGGACGAUUCCGAAUUUGAACAACCUAACGUCCCUAGUCCAUCUUGAUCUAAGCCGUAAUCAUAUAUCUGAACUACCGUUGCACAUAUGGAGGUUACCACUCAAGACGCUCAACAUUAGCCACAAUCGAUUGUACGCGCUGCCAGAGGAAAUGAGUGAUCUUUCGUCAUUGAUGGAUCUGGAUGCGAGCGGCAAUGAAAUAGCGCUGCUUCCAGACAGCAUUGGUCAGCUGAUCAAUCUUCGAGACCUGAAUGUCCGUCGCAACCACCUUACUGAGCUUCCUGAAACAUUGACCGCCAUGAAGCUGGUACGUCUGGACAUCUCCGUGAAUCGUGUCAGUCAGCUGCCGCUGUCCAUGAUAAAGAUGAUGUCGCUCAUGACUCUCAUCCUUCACGACAACCCUCUCGUGCUUCCACCGACCAGUAUAUGCAUUCGUGGCCGAGUUCACAUUUUCAAGUACCUCAAGGAGGAGCUGGAUAGGGUGAACGGCAAGGAUGACGGGUUAAGGCGACUUGCUAAGCGUGACAGCAGAGCCAUGCGGAAUCGCAACCGAGAUUCCAAAGGAGCAAGCACUGCCCGAGGUCACAAUCCAUCACCACGUGCCAGCCGCUCGCUGGAGGAAGAAGUGGCCAGCGUUGCCAACAAGCAUGGGUUGAGCUGGGGAUCCAAUGCCAAGCCCGGGGCAGCUUCUCAGACUGGUGUAGCACCCACCGCCGGUACAAGUAGAGGUAGCAUAACAAUUACCAAGGCGCCAGAGAGACCCAGACCUCCAGUAUCGCACGACUAUGCUGUGCUUGAACCGCUACCGGUUGACGCUCCGGGACUGAACGGCGAAGCCGACGACGCCACACCGACCUCCUCACCGACGACUGAUCGCCGCUCGGCCUCUCCAAUCGCCGCGCCAACGCUGUCCCCCAUUGCCGUGGAGAAGAAGCCUGUUACCACCACCACCACCAGCAGCAGCAGCAGUGCAACAUCCGCAACUACCACUGCGAGUAGCAGCAGCACAACCCCGGCAACCACCACUAGCACAGCCACAGCAUCAACAGCAACCAAGCCAACAAAGACUGCAGGUAGCUCAAGUCCUCGGGGCGCCGUCAAAUCAACAAAACCCCUAUCCACGGGCGCGCCGAAGACGACGGGAAAGUCCCCAGUCCUUGCCAAUCGUCCCGGUACAUCAAAGGCCAGUCCAAGUACGGGACGUGUGGGAGCAUCCACUGGAAUAAAGCGACCAUCGACUACAUCAUCGACAACUGGUACGAAAUCAACACGACCUACCACCAGCACAACCACUACAACCGCAACGAAGAAAUCGCCGCAAGUGGCGAAGGCGACUGGAACUUCAAAGUCGAGUUCGCCGAAAAUUGCUCGUCCAUCCACCGCCACGUCCUCCGCUACAUCUCGUCCUGCAGCUGGCAAACCUUCUGCUGCUGUCAAGCCGUCCGCACAAGAGAUCUCCGCAAAGAUGACCACCAAGAAGCGACUGGAAAUGGAGUGGCUAGAAAAACAAAAGGAAGAGGAGAGACGCGCUCGCAAACGCCAGGAAGAACUUGUUAGCAGGAGAAAGCAACAAGAGCAAGACCAGGCGAAAAGAAAUAGAGCGUCUGCCCGGAAACUGCAGGAUCGAGUGCACCAGCGGAGCAGUGUAACCGAUGUACCGGAUGGUGGACCGGCAGCAGGUGCCCCGUCAGGCGCUAGCUCGGCACGUCUGUCUACAACAGUGGACAUUGAGCAGCAGAAGGAGGAGCGGCAGCGACGCGAGGAGAUGAUGGCCGCCGCAGAAGCCAGCCGCGAAAACUGGAGAAGACGCGAGAAGGGUGAUGCACCUGCUGGCCAGAAGUCGUCCGGCGACGAUUCCAAGCGUAGCUCGAUUGCUUCGAUCAGCUCGAUCACCAGCGAUGGAGCGUUUCCCGAGAGUUCCAGCGAAUCGUCCUCGCCCCGGGUGGCACGGGCAGCCGCAGGCCGUCGCUCAAGGCCUCCGUCAAGCUCCUCCACUGGGUCUGGUGAGUCCACGUCGUCUUUCAACAAGGAGCGCCAGUUCACUGUGCGCCGAGCUGAGAGAGACAGUCGACGAGACAAUGACAAUCUGCAGAACAUCAGAAAGCUGGUGGAGAGUGUGCUGAAAGUGGAGUUACCGGAGGAUUUGUCCGAAGCGCUGAGCGACGGCGUCAUUCUCUGCCGCCUGGUCAACCAACUGAGAGCGAACACCAUCGGUGUGGUCUUUGAGCCGCCGCACAGGGCUCGUGGUGGUGGUGAAGAAGUCAAGUUGUCAAUGUUGAAGUCGGUGAAGAAUGUCGACUCGUUCAUCAUCGGAUGCAAGAAGCUGGGUCUGGACACGGGCCUAGUGUGCUCCCCGGCCGAUAUCCUGGAAAUGAAGGAUCCCUUUCACGUCUAUAUCACGGUGCGGGCGCUCAUCAAUCAGUGCUCGGAUACUCACACGCAAGAGGUGUUCAACGUCUAGAGGCUCUCUCUCUCUCUCUCUCUCUCUCUCUCUCUCUCUGUGGGUUGUUUCAGGAUGCUAGGGUUUUCGGACACUCACACACAAGAGGUGUUCAACGUCUAGAGGCUCUGUGUCUCUGUAUGGGUUGUUUCUGGAUGCUAGGGUUUUACAUUAGUUGACCUUAAUCAAGUCAGUAUGAACUGGCUUGGUAUUGUCAUUGGGAUCGAUGAGAUUGGUGAUAUUCACUGAAGAUGAGAUUGGUGAUAUUCACUGAAGCACUACUAGUCAUAUAGCAGUAGCCCUCGGACGUGUUUUCUGGCUAACAUAGGUAUUUACACAGUCGCUUUCACAAACACUCUCUGUGCCCCUCUGUGUCUUUCCGUGUGUCUUUGCGUCUGUGCAUCUGUGCGUCUGUGUCUGUGCAUCUGUGCGUCUGUCUGUACCUACAUGUACCUGCCCCCCCCCCUCUCUCUCUCUCUCUCUCUCUCUCUCUCAGACACAUGCACACGCACUCCACACUUUCAUUCGUGUGCGCACAUGCACACACCCAGAGGCACUUCCCCAGCCAUGCGAGUACACGAUCUGUCCACGUGACUUGCUGUGUGAGCACGAUGCAUAAUUAUACACACGUUCACACAUGCGCAAGUACUCUGCUGGAGUGUACAGAUGUUGGCUCACACAUGACGAUUUGCCUUCAGAAACAAAUUUUAUAAUUUUUAUUGUCUUGACUGGAUAUCCAUCAAUUAUUAUUGUUUAUGCUAGGUUAGUCUAUGCAGCAUGGCUGCUGCCCUUUUAUAAAUGUGCCAAAUUUCCACUGGCCAUAUGCAGCUGUACAGAGCAGCCUCGUCUUUUCCAAGCCGCUCAUUGUGCAGUUCAAUUUAUGAGAUGCCAAUUCAUCUUUUCUUCAGUCUAGUGCAGAUGCCAGCCAUCAAUGUAUUUCAUUUUACAAUUGUAGUUCAGUUUAUUCUAGGCUUCUGUUUUUAGCCACGGUCUUUUGUUUUGCUAGUUGAAUGGCAAGCAUCAUUUGCACACCACCCCCCCCCCCCCCCAUUUGUUGACUCACCAAGAUAGUUGAGCGUGCCUCGAAGAUGGCAA
Molecule: messenger RNA, 4187 nt
Organism: Sycon ciliatum
Lineage: Eukaryota; Metazoa; Porifera; Calcarea; Leucosolenida; Sycettidae
Product: leucine-rich repeat and calponin homology domain-containing protein 4-like
Exons: 18
Coding region: 408-3113 (901 amino acids)
Molecular function (GO): protein binding
Source: RefSeq, a predicted model, not a curated record